Messenger RNA from Sphenostylis stenocarpa, 999 nucleotides. The record is from the annotation of a GenBank genome assembly. Lineage: Eukaryota; Viridiplantae; Streptophyta; Magnoliopsida; Fabales; Fabaceae.
AUGGAUCAUGCAUUCAAAAGACUUCCGGAUGGAACGGUGAAGACCAUCUUUAAAAAAGAAAAUGACGAAGGAUCAUCAUCUUCAACGGUUUUCACAACCAUGAUGAUUACUUUGGGAGAUAAAGAAAGAAAGAUUCCUGUACAUUCCUUCAGACCAGAUGGAAAACCCAUUUAUUCUGAUAAAAUAAAUGGACACUUUAUGUGGGAUGUGAAUCCAGAUACGUGUGAUCCAGGAUGCCCUUGCACAGAAACAUCCGAUGACAGUGAUGAUGACGAUGACGAUUCAGAAGAAGAAGGAGAUAGUGAUGAUGAUGAUAAGGAUUUCUACAAUCCUCCUCCUGAUCCUGAUAAACAAAGAAUGGUGAUUUCUCGCCAACCACUGCCAAUAUACGAGAAAAUCUUGAAGGCCUUGAAAGAAAACUAUGAGCACUACUACCAAGAGAAAAUGUCAAAAGCACCUCAACCAAUACAAACCCAAAGUUGUAUGAUGUUGUCUUCAGAAGAAGAAUUCCCUAGUCUGAGACGAGCAAAUCCUCAAGAAGAAACCGUAAUGAAGCCUUUCAUUUAUAGUAAAGAAGUGACAGCAGAAGGAUCCAAGAAACCUAUCUCUCAGGCAGAAGAAGUACUAAAUUGGCAGACAAAAAAUGCUUUAGCCCAGAAUAGCCUACUACAAAAGAUUGAAAGAAAAAUGGAUAGAAUAGAAUUGUCCAUAGAAAAGGAGAUUGGAGGCAUGAAUUCCAGGUUACAAAAGCAUUAUGCAGAAUUGAAGGAGAAGAUAGAAAGACUUGAAGAAGAGACAAGGAAAAUCAAAGAAACAAGGAGAUUCAACAACCUGCUCAUUGAAAAAGAAAGAGAGUUACAAAAAACAAGGGAGCAGUAUGAAGAACUUAUCCAAUAUGUAGGAGAGAAAAAGAAGAUUCCCAUCUUCGAAGAUGAAAUAUCUGCAAGAAGGAAGGACUUACUAUUUGGGCAUCUUCUGGGAUUCGAGAGUAUUCUAUAA